This is a messenger RNA of Toxoplasma gondii ME49, 3906 nucleotides long. RefSeq lists its product as hypothetical. The transcript is spliced from 6 exons. The record is from RefSeq and is a predicted model, not a curated record. Bases 612 to 3575 code for a protein of 987 amino acids. Lineage: Eukaryota; Apicomplexa; Conoidasida; Eucoccidiorida; Sarcocystidae.
GAAAUUACUACGCACAAUGUGAUUGCGUUGUUUCUCCUCCUCGCUGCACACUUGUUCGCAGCUUCUUUUGUAGGAAUCCCAGGUUUCCAGACGUCUUCCCCAGGAUUCCUCGUGCCAUUUCGCCGAACCGCGGUUGCUUCUGACGACGGGAUUUUCUUGCGGCUGUACAGUUCCUCCAAACAAUGUUUCUUCAGAAAUAGUAAUCCAAACACUUCCUUCCCUCAUCCUCACCAAACAAGUAUUUUAAAUUGACUCCGCACAUCCUGUGCCAUUCCGUAUCGUUUCUAGUCCUCUGUGCUGGACAUUCACAGAAAGUCCUUCCCUAACUAACAGCUGAAGCACACGCAGACUUCUAGACACCAUCAUGCACGUCGUCUCUCAGUUCUUUUUUAUCGGGAUUCUCUUUGGCGGAAAUAGUUCAUCGCAAGUGAAGCGGCGUAAACUGAAGGGUUUCAACAACGUCUGCAAUCUCGCUUCGGCGCGCGAAAGAGUUCCAGCUUGGCCUUGCGUAUCGCGAAACAGCCGUCACUGUGCGCCGCGUAUAGUGUGAGGGAUUCCUUGCCAUUCACUACACGCAUUUUUGUAGUUUUCUGUAGACUUCCACAGAAAAAAUGCCGGAUAUGUCUGUUGGACAGAGUUUGUUGAGGGCUGGAGACGAGGCCCGUCGGCUGCAAGAUUGGGGAGAGGCCGAAUCCCUCUACUGCGCUGCCCUCUCUACCGUCCGCGGGAGAGGGGAGAAAGCUGCCAUCUACGCGAGAAGAGCGGCUCUUCUUCUGGACGCGUCGAGCGACCCUGAGCUCGUGGCUCAAGCCGAGCACCAUCUCCAUCUUCUCCCCAGUCGUCCUCAGCUCCGUGUGAGUGCCCCCUUCGUCCGUUCCUUGCUGCCCAGCUCGUGCGAGAACCAGCCUUCUUUGUCGCCAGAACUGCGUCCCUUUCCACCGCAAGCUGGCACCAGCGAAGAGGAAACAGAAAUCAUCUCACACAGAGGCGGUAAGCACCGGAAAACCGGGCAUGUCGGCGAAGAGAAGCUCGACCAGACUGAGAAGCAAAAAACAACCGACCGAACCGACUGCAGUCUGAGAAGCACCUUGGCCUUCCAGAGGGCUUCAGCCGGCUCGGCAGCUUCCUGUUUAGACGACGGUCGUGUUGACAGCCAGCAGAGAGAGGUUAGACCAGGACCCUACCGCCGUUGGAGGUUACUUCUUACGCAAGGAAGGUUGACACCUCUCCUAGGCCGCAGAAGGCGACUCUUCAGCGAGGGUCUUCUGUCUCCGGGUGAAGGGACACCGAGGAGGCAAAGUCGAGGCUGGGGCGGGAGAGGAGAACUGGCUCUUGUCGAGCAGGCUCGAUGGCACGCCGCACGCGCUCUCAAGCUCAAUCCGAGAAGUUUCUCUUCACUGUAUUCCUCGACAUUGACGGACGCUUUCACGCACCGUUGGAGAUCCGGGGCGGUCUUCGCAGCCGCUGCUCUGAGCAUCUUGACUGGUCGGGGCACCCGGGCCUUCCUCACCAGGCGACCUUCGUCGUCCUUUCCUCGCUCGGGGCACGGACGAAUGAAGUCGCUGACCUUUUCUUCGUCGUCAGACUCGUCUCUCUUCAGGAAUCCUUCUCGUCAUUCCGUUCAAAAUGUGUGCUUUCGGGCGCUGCCUAGGCCGAUAGCUUUGCGUUCUACCUCUCCGGAUGUCUCCGCCUUCGCGAUGCCUGAGCGGACAGCGCGGUAUAAAAGUCUCUCUCCGAGGUUCGCAUCUGAACUGGGGCCCUCAGGUCACCUCUCUAAAAGAAGCCCCAGUGUCUUGGACGAAGAUGCAAGUAAAACAGAGCCAUCAGGUGGCGAGCUGGGCUUGACUGAAAAGGCUUCGUGCAAGCCAAAAGAGAUGAUGAUGGAAGGCGAGGCGAAGGACGGGCCUCCGGUGUCUCCGUCGCCGUGGCUAGGGUCCUUGGCAGCCGCACGCUGGCAGUUUCGUCGUCGUUUGUCCGAAGUUUCAUCGAGGUCCUCCAGUGCAGCGCUCUCGCACUCUUCGCCCCGGCAAGCAGACAGCAGGAGCGAGGCGAAGUCGCGGAAGACGAAGGUUCUCAACCUGCGGUCGCCUUCCCAGUUCCAGGUGUACACGGAGCUCAAGGUGCUGCGCAUGCGGUGCAGUCUUCUGUCGGGGCGACCAGCCGAGUGUCUCCGCAAUUUGUGCGCGCUUCUAGAGACGGCGAGGGUGGCGGAGGCAGCAGGCACUAGGACCCCGGCGUCAGCGCUUGUUGACUGGAGAAACGUAGUGGAAGAGGGACUUUUCCUCGGUGCUCAGAGCGCUUGCGAGUUGCUCUCGGAGUCCGUCAGAAGACGCCAACCGCCACAAAAUGCAGGCGCUGCGGGCAUCGACAGUCCUUUCUUUACACUGGACUGGCCGCUUCUGGAGAAAAUCCAAGAAGGACUUGCCUUCCGUGAGCGAACGGACGAGGCACAAGUUACCAUGGUGCACUGCGCGUCUUCUACAGGCGAACUCGAGCCCGACGGUUUGAGCGCUGCUGUGCCCCACCUUCUGUCCUGUUCAGCGUUGUCUCUACGAGACUCCUCUCCUGUGCCUUCCUACUUGCCCUCUCGUGAAAAAGCUUCGAUACUUCACGGUGAGACGGCUGUUGCCACGUGGAGAGACACAGUAGCCGUGGCGGAAGCCGCGGCUCUCUUGUUUUUCAGACUCCCAAGGGCCCCAGACGCUUCGCUCUCCGACACAGAUAUCGACCUUCUACGGCUGCUUUCAUCCUGGAGUUCGUUGGCGUUCAAGGCCUGCUUCCUGAGUGCUUGCCAGCGAGGUGACUACGAUCGAAUGGCCGCAGCAGCCGCCUGGAGGGCGCGCUGCUUCCUGCAAAUGAGAGAGUGGGACGACGCUGUCCGCGAGUCCACUCAGGCACUCGCGAUCGAUCUAUGGACCCCAGCAGAGGUCUUUGCUUCGCCGCCUCCGUGUUUUCUCUCUACAUCACUGAACGGUCGUUCUAACAAGAGUUCUGCGUUAGGUGGUUGCCGCUCAGAGAAAUCCGGAUCUCAGGCGGGACUCCCUUUACUUUCGCUCUUCAGCCCGUUGCACAUUCGCGCUGCCGCGCACGCCCUGUCUGGUCGUGGGCAGGAGGCCGCAGCAGACUUCGCGUUGUCGCGCUACCUCAUGAGGCUGCCCAGUCUGGAGGCCCACCUUUCCGUUCACCCGGGAAGUGUCGGCAACGAAGACGCGCGAAACGGCAAACCCGAGAACACCGGACACUGCACUACUGAGGCGGGGAUGUCGCAAACGCGAAAAACAGCUAAAGAAAGGUCGACUGGGUCUGGCGAAGAAGCAAAAGCGGCGGUGUUCCCAGGCGAAUCCUACAUACACGAAGCAGAGACCGUGACAGAGGAAAGAACCGCGAGUGAAGGAGUGCACCCAGAGAAAGAGUGUCUUGGAGGUGAAGCGGGUGCGGGGAAAAGUACUCAAACGAUGGGGAAGCGGCUGCUGAACCCGCGCGAACCGGCUGUGAGGUGGGACCGGACACCGGCAGAGAAAGCAAGACUAAAAAGCAGAAUGGAGAACCGAAGGCGCGUGAUCUUCAGCUUCUGAGAAAGAGGAGACCCUAGAAGGCUUGUGGUUCUCUUCCCAUCGAGAACAUGAUGACAUGUGUACGCCACGAAAAUGUGUCGACGUAGGAAAGAGGCGUUUUAGGGACAAAGUGUAGAUAUGCGGGCCUCUUCCCUGGGAACGUGCCGCUUGGCGCUUUGCAGGUCCGCGGAUGCACGCCGACGUGCAAGCACGCAGGUGUGCAAAAUCUGGACUUUAUCACCCGAAUGUGUAAAGUAAAAAGCAGCGCUCCAUACGGGGUGCUGGAUGGCCACUGCAGCUUGUUUAGCUAAGAACUCCGCGGACCACGCGAGGCAUCCGCCACUGUACAAAA